Messenger RNA from Closterium sp. NIES-65, 1797 nucleotides. NCBI's taxonomy places the organism in Eukaryota, Viridiplantae, Streptophyta, Zygnematophyceae, Desmidiales, Closteriaceae. The record is from the annotation of a GenBank genome assembly.
AUGGGGCCGCCACCACCCCGGCAACCGUUUCCCAAGGCCCGGUCGCAGCCUGUUUCAACAGCCUUCCGCUCCCAUUCCCUCUCCAAGUCCCCGCUGCCCCACUCGGCCUCGCUCCCUGCCUCACGCCCUUUCCCGCGCUCAACCAUUAGUCUGGGCAGCAGCGGGAGGGGCGGCAGCAGCAGCUUUGGCAGCGGCGGUGGCAUCAGCGGCAGGGGCAGCAGCAGCUUUGGCAGCGGUGGCAGGGGCGGCAGCAGGGGUGGUGGUGCGGCAUCUGCUGCGAUGGGCGGUGGCGGAGUGAGAAGUCGACUGUUGAAGAAGAUGGGAUUCAAAGUGCCUCUGGUGAGUCCCAAGUUCAUGCCCAAGGCCAUGCAACAACCCGCUCCCUCUCCCAGGCAGGCAGCAGCAGCAGCCGUAGCAGCAGCCGCAGGAGGAGGAAGAGCAGGAGGAGCAGGAGGAGCAGGAGCAGCAGCGGCAGGAGCCUUGGAAGGAGGAGCAGGAGCAGCAGUUGGGGCAGCAGCAGGGCUGGUACUGGGAGCAACAGGGACAAGCCCAGCUGCUGCUAUUGCUGCCGCUGCUGCUGCUGCUGCUGGUGCUGCUGGUAGUCCUGUAGUAAAGAGGUCUUUAUCUGCUGGGGCUAGAGGGCCUAGGAGACUAACUGCGUUUCUAGACUCUCCAGUGGGGGUUAGGAUGGGGCGGGAAGGGAGGAGGGAUAGUAGAGAGGGGUGGAGGGUAGGUCAGGGAGAGGCGAGGAUGGGAGAGGAGAUUGCGGUGGGGGAGGUGGGGGGUGAGGGAGGUGAGGGAGGUGUGGGGCUGGGUGGGAUGGGUGAGAGGAGUGGUGGGGUGGAUGGCCGGGGGGCGGCAUUUUUUGGUGCUAAUGGGCAUGGGUUGGCAGGUGAUGGUGGGUCCGAGAGGGAUGCGAGAGUCUAUGGGAUCUCUCAAAACUCAGAUAUGAGGAUGGGUGAUGGCGGCUGGAAUGGAAAGGGAGAGUUGGGGGGAGCUAGUGGGGGAGGAGAGGGGAGGAGUGAGAGAGAGGAUGGGGAGUUUGAGGAAGAUACAGGGGAGGAGGGAGGAGGAGGAGGAGGAGGAGGAGGAGGAGGAGGAGGAGGAGGAGGAGGAGGAGGAGGAGGAGGAGGAGGAGGAGGAGGAGGAGGAGGAGGAGGAGGAGGAGGAGGAGGAGGAGGAGGAGGAGGAGGAGGAGGAGCGAGAGGGCAAGAGGGAGGGGAUGCUUUAAAUGGAGGAGGGAAAGGACAAGGAGUGAAUGGAGGGUCCAUGGAAGGUGGAGAGGGGAAGGGAGAGGAAAAAUUAGUUUGUGGCAAUGGGACGGUUGUGAGGGAACAGGUUGAGGAGGGUGCAGAUGGGUUCAGUGAGCAGGGAGGACCGACAGGAGCAGACGGCAAGGUAGAGGCAGAAGCAAGGGAAGAGAGAGCAGCAGGGGUGGCGAAUUCAAGACACGUGGGUGAAGUGGGAAUUCAAGAAAAUCCUGAGAGGGUUGCUAGGGACAAGCCUAACGCUAGAGAGCCUAGCAGCAGGCCUGACUCAGAAAAGCACAUGAGUAUCAGCGGGUCUGAGAAGGACACGAGCCUUGACGUGACUCAUGUGCCGUGGGGAGCCAAUAGCAGCGAUCUCGUUGCCGAAGCUCUCAAGCGAGCUGCCGAAGCUGGAGUGCGGCUGGCAGCCCGAACUAGUCAAGCAGGUCCGGAUAGCACAAGACAGAAUGGCUCGGAAGCACAGGCUUUUUCAGCUGAAGGGGUAAAUCCUGUGGUGGGGAAAGCAGCACAUAAUCCUGGAGUACCGUAG